Messenger RNA from Insectozyma verbasci, 2487 nucleotides. Lineage: Eukaryota; Fungi; Ascomycota; Pichiomycetes; Serinales; Debaryomycetaceae. The record is from the annotation of a GenBank genome assembly.
AUGAUUCAUCUAGUUAGUCUACUAAAUGAUCAAUUAGACAAUUUGAAACAAUUUAAAACUUUAAAACUAAAUAAUUUACAAGUACAAUUAAAAAUUUCAGAUGUAGUUGAUAUAAUUUAUCGAUAUUUAAAUUCAUUUGACCCUCCGUUAAAACUUGAAAAAUUAUAUUUACAAAAUAAUAAGAUUUCAGAAGUACCCUCAAAUUUUUAUAAAAUUGCAAAUGAUUUAACUUAUAUUGAUUUACAUCAAAAUUUAAUAUCCUAUAUUCCUGGUGAUUUUUUUCAAAAAUUUGAAAAUUUACAAUAUUUAGAUUUAUCAAGUAAUAAACUUAGUUAUUUACCAGAUUCAAUAUUAUUUUUACAAAAACUCAUAGUUUUAAAUAUUCAAGAUAAUAGUAUUUCAUAUUUAUCUCCUCAUAUUGGAGAGUUGAAGUCUUUGAAUUUAUUAGAUUUAGCCAAUAAUCCAUUAAUUAUGCCAUCUAAUGAAGUUAUUAAAGCUUUACAAAAACAAAAAUCAGAUUUAGAUUGGGUUAAAGAAUUGAAAAAUUAUUUAGUUACUAAUAGAGUAUUAAUUCAUCUGAAAAUAGAAGAAUCAAAACAUAAUUUAAAUGAAGAAAUAAUAGAUCAUCAACAAUAUCAACAUCAAAUGAAAAGAUCUCAAAGUUUGAGUGAAGGUGAGAAAAAAUCAUCAAAAGCAUCAAGAAGAAUGGGAUUAAUUAUUAAGAAAUCUGACGGAAAAGAUGAUUCAGAAUAUAAUUCAAAUUCAAAAUCAGCAAUUGUACCAUCAACUUUAAAUCUUGAUGAGUUACCACAUUCAGCAUCUGCUAUAGAAACAAGUUUUAAAAUUUCUGGAUCUCCACCACCAUUACCUAUACAAACUACAACCAUAUCAACUGGGAAAAUACCCAUUAAUCUACAACCAACAACUGCAACCACUAAAAAUUCAAGACAACGAUCAAAUACAAUGAAGGAACUAGAUAAAAUUCUUGAAAAAAGUGAUAGUGUUGAUACUGAACGUAAAUCAAGUGCUUAUUUUAAAAGAUUAUCUACAUUACAAGAACUACCACAAGAUGAAAAAGAAGAUUCAUUAUAUGAUUAUACUAAUGAUUCAUCUACAAAUAUAACAACACCAAGAGUACAAAGAUCCUUAGAUCCAGGAUUGAAACAAAAACCACAAGUGACACAAUCAAAAUCAAAUUUAUCAAUGACAUCACAAUCACAAUCACAAUCUCAACCAGCUCAAAUUGAGGGUGGAUCACCAACUAGAACAAAUACUAAAAAACAUUCAAAUUCAACAAUAAUUAAAGUAUCACGAAAAGUUUUAUUUUUAUUUAGUGAAUUGCAUUCAUCAAUACGUAGAUUUACUACAUUUUGUAGUGAUAAAAAAGUUACAAUCAAAAUGGUUUCAUUUUUAUAUACUACCAAAUCAAACAUAGAUUCAUUAGUCGAGAAUUUAGAAGUUAUGGAAGAUUCUGGAUCAAAUUCAAAUCAAAUCAUACAUUCGUUAAGAAUAUGCAUUGGAUCAUUUAGAUCAAUAAUGGAAUUAUUACAUGAGAAUAUAUCUACAUUUGUUAACAAUAUUGAUGUUUGCUUUAUUAGAAUGUUAUAUUUAUCAGUUUAUGGAUCAUUUAAUGAAUUACACAAUGCAUUUUCGAUACUAUGUCCACCUAAAGAAACACCAAAAAAAAUAAAUACACUAGGUAUGCCUACUGCUUCAACAUUUGAAUCAAAUGAAGAAGUAGACGAAAAAUUAUACGAAACUAUACAAACAGCAACUAAUCAAACACAAAUCAUUUUAACUGAAUUGAAUAAUCUUGUCACUAAAAAGGCAAAUGCAACUAAUGUUACUGUACCACCUAUUAAACUUCGAGAUUUGACAAAUGCCAGCACAUCGACUUUAGAGGUUAUAAAACGAUUAAAUACAAAGUUAAUUACGAUAAGGAAUAAUCCAUCACAAACAACAAAGAAAUUGUUUGCUGAUGAUAUGAAUCAAUUUAUAAAAUUAAUUAUUGCAACCUUAACAUCCGUGAAGGCUAUAGUUCAAGACAUACCAAUAAUUGAAGAAGUGAGACCGUCAAUGUCAAACCUAACAAAGACAACAAAGGAAGUGACUUAUUAUCUUGGAAUAUCAUCAUAUAGAUCAUUAAUACCAGAAUCAGCAGCACAACAACCUUCAUUUUUAUCAAAUUCAAAUUCAAAUGUAAGUAAUUUAUUUACUCCAAUUCAAGCUCAUGCUCCUACUUUACCUCAAACUGCAACUUUCAAUAAUGGUCCCACACCAAUUAGAAAUCCAAUGAAUAUAAAUCCAACAACAACAAAUAGCUCAACUACAAGUUCAACAAGUCAUAUUUCCCAAGAUGUGAAAAAUCCACAUAUACCUCAUUCUGCUCCAUUAACCGCUCCUCCACAAUCAAUAGGUCAAAUGUAUGCUAAAAAUGGUGUAAAUCCAUUUGAUGGAUUAAUAAUGGCCAAAAAUGAAAAAGAAUAG